Molecule: messenger RNA, 1287 nt
Organism: Phaeoacremonium minimum UCRPA7
Lineage: Eukaryota; Fungi; Ascomycota; Sordariomycetes; Togniniales; Togniniaceae
Product: putative eukaryotic translation initiation factor 5 protein
Exons: 2
Coding region: 1-1287 (428 amino acids)
Biological process (GO): formation of cytoplasmic translation initiation complex; formation of translation preinitiation complex; translational initiation
Cellular component (GO): cytosol
Molecular function (GO): eukaryotic initiation factor eIF2 binding; GDP-dissociation inhibitor activity; translation initiation factor activity
Source: RefSeq, a predicted model, not a curated record
AUGGCUCUCAUCAACGUUCGCCGCGACGUCACCGACGCCUUCUAUCGUUAUAAGAUGGAGCGUCUGCAGACCAAGAUCGAGGGCAAAGGUAACGGCAUCAAGACCGUGGUGGUCAACCUGAGCAGCGUGGCUCAGUCCCUGGCUCGCCCCGGCGCCUACUUGAUCAAGUACUUUGGCUUCGAGCUCGGUGCUCAGACCAAUAUCGACCCUCCUGAUGAUCGCUGGAUCAUUAACGGUGCCCAUGACGCUGCCAAGCUCCAGGACUACCUGGACGGUUUCAUCUCCAAGUUUGUUCUUUGCAAGAAAUGCAAGAACCCUGAAACCGAUGUUAAUAUCAAGGAUGGUCGCAUCAUCCUCGAUUGCAAGGCUUGCGGUCAGCGCACUGAUGUCGAUCUGCGCUUGAAGCUCAGUGGCUUUAUCCUCAAGAACGCGCCCAAGAAGGGCAAGAAGGAUAAGGCUGAGCGAAAGGCCGCUCGCAAGGCCAAGCAGAACGGCGGCAACAAGGAGAACGGCAACGGAAGCGGCGGAGACGAAAACUCCGACAACUCUGGUGACAAGGACGUCGACGAUGCCAAUGUUGAAAUUGCUAGCGAUGAUGACGCUCUUACUCGUAAGAUCAAGACCGAGGCUCAGGAAAUCAAGCAUGAAGAGAUCGAAGUCAAGGACGACGACUGGGCUGUGGACAUGAGCGAGGAGGCCGUCAAGGCCCGCCAGCAGUCCCUGCCCGGCGAGUUCAAGCAGAAGCUUGUUCUCAACGGAGAUGACGAUGAUGAAGAGGGCGAAGGCGGUGGCAACACCGUCUAUGAUCAAUUGGGUGUCUGGAUUCAGGACCAGGCGGAGGAGAAGGGUAGCAUUGACAAGGUCGACGACAUCGAUAUCUAUGUUAAGGCUAAGGAAUUGGGCAUUGAGACUAAGCACCGCACCGUUCUUGUGCUCGUCCAGACCAUCUUCAAUGAGAACAUCCUCACGCAGAUCUCCAAGCGUGCCAGCAUGCUGAAGCAGAUCAUCACUUCUGAGCGUCAUGAGAAGGCCCUCCUUGGUGGAACUGAACGUCUGAUCGGUCAGCUCGCCAAGGAUCACCCAGACUUCUAUGAAAAGGUCGUCAAGAUUCUGCAGCUGUACUACCACCAUGACCUGAUCUCCGAGGAGGUUGUGACCAAGUGGGGAAGCAGGGCCAGCAAGAAGUAUGUCGACCUUGCUACUUCCAAGAAGGUCCGCAAGGCUGCGGAGCCGUUCCUCACCUGGCUCGCCGAGGCCUCCGAGGAAGAAUCUGACGACGACGAGUGA